UAUUUAUUUAUUUAUUUAUUUAAAUGUGGUUUCGAUUUCCUGCAGAGCUCAGUGUAUUUAGUAACGUUGUGCAGAGAGACCAGUGCAGAGCUUUGCUGUGGGCCCUUUACAGUCUCCAAUAUAAUGAAUUAUCUGGAAGACACAUCUCCUUGCCCUCUAAGUGAGGAGGAGAGCAGACUGGCCUAUAGAGCAAAGCAGAAAGCCUUGGAUAUUUUAAUUGAUGCCCUGAAGAAAAGGGACAGCGUUUUGGUUGAGAAAGCAGGGGAAAAUACUAAUUCUGUUGGGAGACGCCCAUCUCUCACCCCUCACCUGGUGCACAGUCUGAGGAAAGAACUGAAGCAAGUGACUUUUGUGAAAGUGGACCACCCAUUCUAUGCCAUUUGUUACAUCUACCCCAGAUCACAUGAGAGAAGAAUAUAUUUGGGCCCCCGAUUCUGGAAACAAGGGGAGAUCCUAGGGGCAGAUUCUCGUCCUGGGUUACUGAUUGAAAAGGCGGCACAGUUUCUGCUUGACAAAACUCCUACAGACGUACAAGGCCAGCGCCAUGAACCACGUCAGAUUCGCUAUGAGUUUGAAAGGGUCUUGAAACAUUGGGGAAUUUACAAUGGUCACUUCUACUCUUGCUGCGGGGAAACAGUACGGGAUUCUGUUUGUGAAUGUUCUUUUAUCAGUUCCAGGCCAUGGACACUGAGUGAGGAAGAGUGGAACUUGGCAGAGGAAGCAAAGCAGAGAACUCUGAUGAUUCUGUUUGAUGCUCUGGAGAAAAAGGAAAGUCUCUUAGUAGAGAAUCCUGAGGAUUUUGUUGGCUUAGAAAGACUGAAUAUGUGCCCCCUAAUCCCCCUAAACUUGGUGAAAGAUCUGAUCACAAAUCUUGCCAGUGUUACAUUUAGGAAGGGAUACAAUGUAAAUUAUGUUCUGCCAUAUUUAGACAAAAUCAUUAUUUAUCUGAGCCAUGACUUUUGGCAACAAAAUGAGAUGUUGGAGUGUGGGUCCCGCCCAGGAACCCUCAUUCUGGAACUGUCACAAUUACUGGGAUAUAAACGAUAUUUGAAGGAACCCGCAGAUGAGGGAGAACAAAACAAAGUGCAACAACAGCCACAUAAAUUCCCACUUACUGCUUUUAACAUCUGCUGGGUGUUUGAAACCUGGAUGAGACACAGAGGAGUCUACUCGGGAUCUUAUGCCUGCUGCGGGGAAGAGUCAAGGGAUUCUGUGUGUGCACUUUCUCACUUGGCCGUCUGUUUGAAUGAUAUAACCCCACCACCACUUACACCUGAAAGAACAUUAGAACCACCUUAUUAUCUGUAAAGAUUCUAUUAAUUGUUUACUGGUUCUGUGUACAGUAGUGGUUCCUUUGCCCAUUUUGAGUAGUGGUUUCAUGUAUAGUAGUGGUACCCAGCCCGAUCCUUUGUGGCAUUGGAAAAUCAAUGUCCAGUAAACAAAAAACAUGGAAAUUUGUAAAAAUAAAUGGGCCCCAAAGUGUCCCUGAGAUCUACAGUUCCUGUAAAGUCUGAAUUUUGUGAUCUGAGGAAGUUAAAUAA
Molecule: messenger RNA, 1541 nt
Organism: Xenopus laevis (African clawed frog)
Lineage: Eukaryota; Metazoa; Chordata; Amphibia; Anura; Pipidae
Exons: 2
Coding region: 124-1308 (394 amino acids)
Source: RefSeq, a predicted model, not a curated record